This is a messenger RNA of Anopheles funestus (African malaria mosquito), 13510 nucleotides long. RefSeq names its product histone-lysine N-methyltransferase, H3 lysine-79 specific (gene gpp). NCBI's taxonomy places the organism in Eukaryota, Metazoa, Arthropoda, Insecta, Diptera, Culicidae. Gene Ontology annotation, molecular function: histone H3K79 methyltransferase activity. Bases 1534 to 8931 code for a protein of 2465 amino acids. The record is from RefSeq and is a predicted model, not a curated record. Gene Ontology annotation, cellular component: nucleus. The transcript is spliced from 8 exons. Gene Ontology annotation, biological process: DNA damage checkpoint signaling; DNA repair; regulation of transcription regulatory region DNA binding.
CACAGAACUGUCAAACGAUACCAAUACCAGCUACAACAGCAAAGAAAGUGAAGAAGUGAAUAGGACGUGCGUGCCAUACGCAGGCACAGUAGAACUUGAUUUUCCGCGUGAAAAAUCACCCAAACCGGGCUGGUUGGGUGUAAAAUCGCUUGCGGAAGCACGUCUGCGUUCGUUAAUACCUCUUCCGUGUGCCAAAACGUGUGCGAAAGCUGCAUACAUGCGGUGAGCCGGUAGUGUUAGUGUAUCCCCCCCUUCUUCGCCAUGGUUGUCGCGAUCAUCGCCGACGUCAUCAUCGAUAGUGAUGUUGCUGGUGCUGCAGGUGAAGCAAAAGUCAACCCAACCGGCGGCGGAUGAUGCGAACGAUGAUAUGCAGUGAAUGAAAAAUAGUGAGCCCCAUGCUCAGUGAGUUGCGAGAAAACGGUUCAACCAUGAUGGUUGCGAAGCAGCAGUGAGAAAUAGUGUUUUGCUUUUGUGUGUGUGCGCGUUUCACCAAGGCCCUUCACGGUGGAGGACGAAGUGUGUGCGAAAGGAAAAUGUGCAUCGGAUAAGGGCGCACGCAGUGUGAAAGGCGAAGACGAACGGAGAAAGGCGAAAGGCGGCGAUCAAAACAUGAUCAUCGUUACAACAUCGAAACUACCGACAACGAUGCAUCCUUUCCACGGCAGACUGAAACACCAUCAGAAGAAAAAGAAGCAGCACCAACAGCAGCAAACGCAUACGCAGAGAAGCAAUUGGCGGUAUCUACCGCUUAUAAAACAGCUUACCAAUAGCGGCAAGUACCGGCAGCAGCUCAUAGCGCCAAACUUCUUGAUCAGCAAUUGCCACAAUCUGCUCCGAUUUUGCUGCAACGAAAGUAGUGUUUCGUGCCGAAAGGUGCAUUUGUAUGGAACAGAUGUGGCACAACGUGCUGGAAAGCGAAUAACACUAGUGAAGUGAGUGAAAAAUUUGAAGCAGGAAGCAGUAGUGUGAAAGCUGCUUAGUGAAAUUAAAGAUCAUUUUCGUCGUCACCAAGAACAGGAAGAAGUACGUGACGCGGGCAAAAGAAAGGAAAAUUGUGUCCUUUCUUCAUCGCGAAAUAGUGAAGAUCAAGUUGCGUUUAAUGCUUGUGUAUAGUGUAUCAUUUAGGCCAGUUAAGUUCUACUAAAGCGAGCUAUAGAUAAGCAAAGAAAGGAAGUGUGUGUCGUAUAGCCAAACGACACUAAAUCGCCGUGCUUCCUGUAUCUCUUCAUAAGCGGUGGAUCCUCACCGACCGGAAAUCUAACAACCACGCGUGUCUACACUGAACGUGUGUAACGCGCGAUCUCUACCUCUUGCACUGCACCACUGACAUCAGUGACAGAUUUAACGUCAAUUGCGCUUGUAAUUGUGUGCAGCAUUGCCGGAACGUUGGCGUUGGCGGUAGAGAUAGUGAUCUGCAUCGUUGGUGGUGAAGGAAACACCAUCGACGGUGGUUAGGGAGGGAGAGCAAACCCGAAGCAGGGUUGUGGAAAAUAUACUUGACAACAGCCAGGAACGAAGGUACGGGACGUAGCUAUGGCCACCCCGAACUACAAGGAGCUGAAACUUCAAUCACCGGCUGGUGCUGAACCGUUUCUGUAUAACUGGCCAUUUUCGAUCGGUACGGGGCACGAUUCGGGCAUCGAACUGAUCGAAAAUGUGCGAUGGGUGUGCGAGGAUAUGCCGGAAAUCAAAUCGGCAAUAGAAGAAAUUGAUCUGAACAAACUCGACACCGGCGAUUACGAUGCGAUGAAAAACCUGUGCGAUCGUUUCAAUCGAGCGAUCGAUAGUGUAGCCGCACUGGAAAAGGGAACCUCACUGUCAAACCAACGGUUUACUUACCCUUCUCGAGGUCUGCUAAAGCACAUCAUACAGCAAGUGUACAACCAGGCCGUGGUGGAACCGGAAAAGCUGAACCAGUACGAACCAUUCUCACCGGAGGUGUACGGUGAAACGUCCUUCGAUCUGAUCUGUCAGAUGAUCGAUCAGGUGAAGAUCACAGCGGACGAUGUGUUCGUCGAUCUGGGCUCGGGUGUCGGACAGGUUGUGCUGCAGAUGGCCGCUUCGACACCGGUCAAGGUGUGCUUCGGGAUCGAGAAAGCGGACGUACCGUCCAAGUACGCCGAGGGCAUGAAUACGACGUUCAAGCUUUGGAUGCGUUGGUUUGGCAAGAAGUAUGGUGAUUACGAGCUGAUUAAGGGUGACUUUUUGGCGGACGAGCAUCGGGAGAAGAUUACCUCGGCCACGAUCGUGUUUGUGAACAAUUUUGCAUUUGGUCCUAACGUAGACCAUCAGCUAAAGGAACGGUUUGCGGAUCUGCGGGAUGGUGCGCGGAUCGUUUCGUCGAAGAGUUUCUGUCCGUUAAACUUUCGCAUCACCGAUCGUAACCUGAGUGACAUCGGUACGAUUAUGCAUGUGAGUGAAAUGAGCCCGCUUAGAGGAUCGGUGUCCUGGACGGGUAAACCAGUCUCCUACUAUCUGCAUAUAAUCGACCGCACGAAGCUGGAACGAUACUUUCAGCGAUUGAAAACGAAGGGAACGGAAAAUCAUAACGAUGGUACGAGUGGCGGUGGUAGCGGAUCACAUUCCACACGAUCGUCCCGGUCUCGCAAGGACCAGAGCAAUCACCAUCCGAAGACGAUCACGAACGAUGAUAGCACGUCCGAGAGUGAUACGGAUGUUGUGGGACCGACGACGCGUAAAGCGUGGUCCGAUUGGAACAGUGGCAAAGAGUGCAAGACGAGUCCGUCCGAGGAGGAGAACAACAACUCACCGGUUCUGCGAAAUGGUCGCAUACCGGUGGCAACUAAAAAGCGCCGAAAGAUUACCCGGACCAAAGCGACGGGUAAGAAAUCGGAACUGGCAGCAGCUAGUGCGGCAGCCAAUCGGGAAAUGGGCGUUGGUACUUCAGCGUCCACGGCCGCAGCAGCCGCUGCAGCAGCAGCAGCAGCGAUGGUAGGUGGAAAGAAACGAGGCCGUGUCAAGGGUAAAGGGCGGCAGCGACGGCCACUCAACAUUGCCGGUUUGGAUUUGCUGCAUAAUGAGACGCUGCUAAGCACGUCGGAUCAGAUGAUAGGCAAACGGUUACCACCGGCACCAGGAUGUGUGGAUCAGCAACUUACCUCAUUGGCGGGUGAUAUGCAGCACAACGAGCUGGACAUUCCAGAUGCACCGUCGGAGACCCCAUACGCUCUACAAAUAUUGCUCGAUUUGUACAAGGCUCAAUUUAUGAAGACCAUCGAAGCGAUGCGCAAACCAUCAUAUAGGGACAACGUUCAGCAGCAGUUCGAUCGUGAGAAGGAGCGCAACCAGUGGCUAAUGAAUCGAGCCGGCCAGCUCGAAAAGCAAAUCAAGGUGCUGAUCGAUGACAGUGUGGCAUUGCUGAAGGCGCGCAUGAACGAACUGGGCAUCAGCACUACUAGCCAGAACGAUUUGUUAUGCAAGGCGAAAGAAAUUGUCGGACGGCACAAAGAGCUUCAGGUGAUGGCGGCCAAACUGCAGAAUCAGGUGAAUGUAAUCGAACAGGAGCAGAAGCGACUGGUGAUGCAACAUCUUUCAAAGCUUACCGCCGAACAGCAACAACAGCACCAGCAUCAACAGCAGCAACUGCAUCCGCACCAGCCCUACAUCAAGAUAGAAGACGCUGAACUAACGUCGUCCAGCUCGAACGAACUCGUGCUGAAAGCGAUUGCAAGUACGCUAACGCAGCGCAAAAAGCUUUACGCACAGGUUUCGAAUCUCGAAACCGAGCUAAAUCUGAUUGAAAAAUUAACCGAAGAGCGCAAAUCGAUGGUGGUGGGAUUAGCGUCGACAACGCCCGGUAUCGCUCAUAACGUAGCGUCAGCAGCGGCGACCACAACAACAAUUAUUUCCGUUGCGCGCGCGACGGAAGUGCGCGAUCGGGAACCGUACGGACACACAGUGCAUGCACACGCAACUACCGGCAACAGCAACCGAGAACGCGAGCACAUCCCUGUGGACAUUCAAACCGGCAAACAAGUACCCGAUUCUAUUCAUCCGCUGCAGCGCACGGCCGGUGGAGGUUCGACAGGAAUCGCCAGUAGUACUGGAUCUUUGCAUCCUCCACCACCGGUGCCAGUUGGAACUACACCGGUAACCGUACCGCAUGCGCCUGUGAAGCAAAGCUCUGGCAGUUCGUCACGAUCAGCACAGCGAAAGUCUCGCGAGAAUCGAACACGGUCGCAGGAGUGGCCCGAAAUACCGGACAUUGGUAAGAUCGAGGAAAACAAUCCGGAGAUUCUCGCACAAAAAAUCCUUGAGACUGGCAGGCAGAUCGAAGCAGGAAAACUUCUGGCAGCCGGUAAACAUUCGGCAAAAGAGCGUGCCACCGAUGGCAAACAUGCAACCAUGGCACCCGCGCACGGAACUCAAGCAAUCGCUGGAACUGGACCGGCACCGAUACCCCUCACGGCUCAGCAGCCAUCAGCUGUGGUAGCGGGCUCUCAACCGUUCCCUCAUCACCAGCCAUCGCAACCAGCGCUUCAUCCGCAUCUGCAUCAUCCAGAUGCUGCGUUGAUGCCCGCUCCGGCUUCUACCAUUAACAAGGCACAUCUGAAUCAUCGUGGCAAUAGCGGUGGUUCUGGUGGGCUUCCAUCUACUGCCGUUGUAUCGUCGAUUCCGACGAGCAGUGGUGGAUCGCUUCCGAAGUGUUAUGUACCUGGUUCCGCGCCCAACGAACUACACGUUGGUGUAGGACGGAACGCGGCGGAAGGUUCUGGUGGUGCUGGCGGACGCAACAGUGGAAAGCUGCACGAUUCCCACAAGGUGGUCAACUUUGAGGAUCGUCUCAAGAGCAUUAUAACCUCCGUACUGCAGGGAUCACCAAAAACUGGAAACUCGGGCACGGGACCGGCUCCUACAUCAGCUUCACCAUUGGCAAAUGUACCUCCUUCCUCGGGCACGUCUACCAGCACUGGUCAGCGUGAGGCACAUCAUCGCAGUGGAAGCGGUGGCCAUCAGUCUGUAAUGGUGGAUCCGCUUGGUUCGCCGCUAAAAUCAACAUCAUCUGUGGUCGGUGGCUAUGGGACAUCAGCGGCCGGUUCAGCAAAGACGACGAUUUAUCUCCAGUCUUCGCCGGGAGCAAACUCUCAUCAUCAGCAUCCAAUGAUGGCCGCUCAUGAUAUGUCCGCUCGUGCAUCAUCAUCGGGUGGUAGAGGACCAAGUCCUUCUGCUCAUCAUCCAUCCCAUCAACAGGUACACCAUCAUCAGCAACAACAGCACGCCCAGGUUAGUCAAUCACAGUAUCAACAGCAGCAACUGUCCCAUCAUCCGCACCAUCCUCAUGCGCAACAAUCUCUUCAUCAUCAACAGCAGCACCAACAAUUCCAGAUGCAGCAACAGCAGCACCAACAGCAACAGGGCAUGCUGAAUGUAAUUACCAGCGCUGCACAUCAUUUGAACACCUCGAGUACCUCGAUUUCGACCUCACCCGUGCCAACGUCUCCGUACAAAAUGCAUCCCACCGGACCACCGGCAAGCAGUGGUAGCAUGGCUGGCAAUCCAUCCGCAAAGAUCUCACCGAGUGCAAAGUAUCCCUACGCGAAAGGAAAUCCCGUUACCGGGCUUAGUCAUCAUUCACCAGGAUCGUCGGUAAUGAGCACGCAUCAGCAAAUUAUUCAGCAGCAGGAGCGCGAACGGGAACGUGUAAUGUUGUAUGCGGCCGCUGCACAUGGCGGAGGGCUACCGAUCGAUCAUCCACACCAUCCCUUACAUCAGCACCAUCAUCGUGGCAUACCCUCAUCCAUGGGCGAUGGGAAAAUGCUCGAGUUUAAGGCGCCAGAAAAUUUCCGUUACGAUCCACGGGCAACCAGCAGCAAUGCGUCCGGCAAUGCACCACCGUUGCUCGAUACAUCGGCGGUCGUGUUGCAGAGUCAUUCUCGUAGCUCAUCUACGAACUCGCUCGAUAGCCUACCGGCAGCCGACUAUGGGUCAGCAUCAUCGGCAGUGUCCGGAAUGGGCGGUGCUGUUGGUAGUGGAGGCGUCCGUUACGGUGGCCAACAGCAACCAAUUCCGCUGGUGACACAUUCACCUGGCAUUGGUUCGCAAGGAUCUUCCGCGCAGCAGGGUGGUAAUAAUUCUCGUCCCGGUUCAACAUCCUCCCAGCCAGACUACACGCAAGUUUCGCCGGCUAAGAUGGCGCUCCGUAGGCACUUGUCGCAGGAGAAAUUAACCCAUCCAUCGGCUGGCGGUACUGGUGGUGGUCCAGUAGGUGGCGCUGGUGUUGGUGGUGGCCUAGGGACAGUUAAAACAAUUGGCGAUCUGGUAAACGGGGAGAUCGAACGCACGCUAGAGAUAUCGAACCAGUCGAUCAUAAACGCUGCGAUCAACAUGUCCUCCCAUCAACAACAACCACCGGCGACGUCCGGAAAUGCGUCGGGUCCACCGGGCAAUACGGUAAUCAACACGAACGUGCAACGGCCUGAACGUGUUAGCAUUCGCUUGCUAGAAGAGGCAGCAGCAGGUGGUCCACCACCACCGGGCAGCAGUGGCGGCACGUACAGUCCCAUUUCAAGACCGGGAAGUGUCGGAGAUAAUAGUAGCAAGUCACCCGUCCAUCAUCUGCACGGUCAAAGUAACUUGGCCUCGCUCGUACAGGUAGCGGCAUACAACCCAAAAGCAGUAAACCACAAGGGAUCGAGCGGUAGCUCUACGACCGUACCGAGUUCUAUCGUAUCUCCGCAUGGUUCGUCGCAACGUCAAUACUCACCGGCACCGGGCAGUAAUACCGUUGCGGGAGGACCUGGCGUUGUCUACCAGCAGUCAACUUCUCGCGGACAUGAACGUCAUCAUACGGGUGAUGCACUGCCGUACAUGGCAUUGCCACGUGCAGACAUGAAACCGUACCUCGAGUCGUACUUCACGGACGAGCAUAAUAAGCGUCAGCAACAGUUGCACCAGCAGCAGCAGCAACAGCAGCAAUUACAACAUCCAGUACAAUUAUCUUCACCAUCCUCGAUAUCGUCUGCCGGUAUGGGUCACCAUCAUCAUCAACAGCAGCACAUACAACAUCACUCGUCACAUGCAAUGCACCGUGGAAACCAUCCGGUUGAUCUACACCGCGGUCCAGUAGUGAUGAGUGAACCAGGAAUGAUGUCACGCUCGCGCGGUGAAAUCGUUCCGAUGGAUGACAGCAGAAUGGAUCGCUUAAAUGGUGGACAACCGUUGGAAGGACUUGCAGCAUCCUUGCAGGCACGCGUAAUCGCCACACUCAAGAUCAAGGAAGAGGAUGAAGAACGUCACCGGCGUGAUCUGGGCGUUCAUCACACCACUUCCGGUACCAUGCACAGUAGCAGUAAUAGUAACAGUACCAAUAGCAAUAUCCACGCUGGAAGCCUUCAGAUAGUACAAACUGCACACAUUAAGUCUGAGAAAUACACCUCAUCAUCAUCCGCCUCAUCAACGUCAUCCUCGUCCUCAACGUCAUCUCAUCAUCAACAUGCCCUGAAACGUACCUCACCGAUCGUAGAACAUCCGCCUGGUACUCGUCCACCAAAGAUGCUCUACACAACAUCGUCCUCGGCGGUCGGAAUCGAUUGCUCCGAACCGGAUAUGCUACACGUACCGCGUGGUGCACCUAACAGUAUCGUCGGUCACACCGGUACCGUCCGUGGCGGAUUGCUCGUGGCACCGCCACUAGUAAUGAGCCCGGAAAUUAACUCGCUGGUCGAUGAUGGCCGACAUCAUCAUCAGCUGCACGUACGCCACAAUCACCAUUCGCGCAACGACGUUGACGAUGAUGUGGUCGGUGACGAUGAGUCGAGCUGGCACGAUCGCGUCAGUUCCGGGUUUGACCGUUUGGUGGCAUUUGCUUCAACCGAGCUGGAUAAAACGCGACGCUCGAAUGAGGACGUACCACCGUCGUCGGCAAGCUGUACGACCUCGCCCGAUAGUGGCAUCAAUCAGAGUGAUCACAGCCGUACGUUUCUGUCGUCUUCGUCCUCAUCAUCUCAGCUCGAUGUACCGCCGAGCAGCGCUAGUGCGGGCAGCAGUAGCAGCAGCAGCAUCAGUAGCAGCAGCAGUAACAGUAGUACCAGCAGCAUAGGCAGCGUAACCGGUGGCCAUGGAGUUGGGCACGGACAGCACGUUGGUAGCGGUGGCAACACGGUGGUCGCUGGUGGUUUGAUGCUGAAGCACAUGGUACCGAUCAUAAAGUCGUCGCCCGCCGAACCAGUCGAUAGUCCGCCACUGUCGGACGUUGGUUUACCCCGAACGCCGAGUCCCACAUCAAGUCCACCGCUUCUGUUCGGUCAUCCGACCGCGAUUAGUAGCACGAUCGUAGGUCGAGGAAAUUCAGCAGCAGUUUUGCAACCGGCUGCCCUGUUACAUCCUCCCGGCAAUGGUGGAGGCGGUAAUAAUGGUGCACCAACAGGUACGGUUCAACCUGGCAACAAUUCCAACAGUUUGGGCAUCCCUUUGAAGUACCAGCGCCAAUCAAAGUCAUCCUCGGCUUCGUCUGAGAAACAUUACAAGAAAAAGUUCCGCGAACGUAACUGGGAGGAGUAUGAGGAAAGUUUAAGCGGCGGACGGAACAGUGCCAUUAGCGUUGGAGAACCGAUGGAACAACAGGAUUAUGCUGCUGUUACUGUUGCUUCUGCUGCCGCUGUUGGAAGGCCACAUCGACCGGGAUCGUCCCACAAUGUCAACAUUCUAUCGACGGACUCGAAUCCAGCAGCUUCCGCCACGGCAAUGUCAACCGAAGGUGGUACCACCCGUGGUGAUAAUGGUAGCGAUCAUCAACUUCAGCACCAACAAGUUCAGCAACAUCAUCACAAGCACAAAUCGGCCAAAUUUCGACCAAAGGGCAAAGACUGGAACUGGGACGAUGAGCAUUCGAAUGCAUCGUCCGGAUCGGCGACAAGUUCGACCCGAACGAGCCGUGGAUCGGUGGGAGGUACCAACACAAACCCGACCUGAUUCAUUGUGUUAGAAAAUAGGGCACGUUUUGCGUAAGGAACGAGGAAGUGAAAAUUAUUCAUCGCAGCACCGACAAACCCGCCAGCCUUCGAUCAUUGCAUUAUGUUAAGACAAAAGUAUCGUUUUAGUUUACAAAAGUGUUGAUUGUGUUUAAAACUGUGCACACGUGUAUCUUUCGCGUAUCUUUAACACACACACACACCAUGCUGCCACACCACGAAUAUUUUAAUUACUAAAUAGGGAAAGAUUACCCUUUUCUGUUGGUUCAUGUUUAGCGUUCCUACUAAAGUUCGAUCUAUCUUAAUACGCGCACCCCAUCAAACGUGUUUAGGUUUUUGUUUUUGCCAUUUUAUUUCCCUCAAGAAACAGUGCAAUUUUGCUCAAAUAAUUUAAUAACGAAAAAUAUUCUUUUCGCGGUUUUAUCAUCGUUUUCACGAAAGUAUGAGAGCGUUAGCGUCAAUACAUUCGGUACGGUAACGGAAUCUCUUCAUUGAUCGUGUGUACCAACGGUUCGUUUGAAAGGGAAAGUUCGAUGAAAUGCUUUUCUUUAACUGCCAUUUAUCACGUGUAUUUGUCUUCUCCCUCCAUUAAUGUGUUCAUUCAAUUUAAUUAAAAGGUUGAUUUCAUGUUUAGAAACAUUUUUGAAUAUUAAUUUAGGGAGAAGUGCAUCAGAUCCAACACAAAAAUAUUUCGAACGUUUGGUUGGUUUAGAACUUUUUUACUCAUUAAUAGAAACGUAUUAUGGGGUAGCGUAUUAUGGAAAUUAAUAGACUUUUUUAUAAUUAAUUUAAUCGUUCACUUCGGUAAUGUGUGUACGAAAAACAAAACCGAUUGAUAGUGAAAUAUUUUGUGAGCGUACGUUUCGGUUAGAACGACGAAGACUGAACAUUUUCACCAUUUAACUGCCACCUAUAAUAAUUAGACUCUGUUAGACUAAUUAACCGCACGAAUUGCGAUCUUUGCGACCCGUUUGUUUUGUGUGAGUGUCUGUAUGUUUUCUUUUAUUCCUUCUUUUGUUUUCUCUUAGAAUGGCUGUGGCUUUGUUUUUUUAUGUAAGUGAUUUAAUUUCCACACCCAUCACUGCACACCUUUUUCUUUUGUGUCUGUUCUAUACUACUGCAAAAUACGCCAAAUCGGUAAAAUCGGUCAACUAAAACUGUGGUAAAAAAAAAGACGGUGACUUCUUUUUCGAUGCAUUUUCCCCAAAGCAAACUAUACGUAGGAACGUUUCGGUAUCUUGUCGGUAUCAAAUGGCGAAAAGGAGGGUUAAACAUUUUAAUUAGCUGAUAAAUCACAUCAACCAACUAACCAAGCGAAACCAAGAAGCAAAUGUACAACCUCAUACAUGUUUUAGUAGAAUGUAACAAACAGUUUGGAUUGGUAACAAUCAUGACAAAAGCGUAGCAGUACUAAUUAAAAAAAGUAAAGUAAAACAGCAAACAUAAACGACGUAAAAAGAGCCUAGGGAAGUAUGAAACAUAACUGCAUGAAAAAUGAUAUGAAAGUCACAUUAUCUUAGCAAAACCUGGAAUCGAUAACGGUGAUGUGUAAGGAAAGGAGUGUGCAAAACUGUAUAUAGUUACAAUAUUCAAAGCAGAAGUUAUAUAUUUCUAAGUACAACAAACCUGGAAACUAAACCGCUGAAUGAAAGAGAAAAUAAGAACUGAAAAAUCAAGUGGAAGGAAAAGAGAGAAUGAACGAGGUAAAAGCAAAACCUUUUAACUGUUGCUGCAGAAAAUGCAGCUUCAAAAACAUUUACGCAGCAUUUUACAAACAUUUGCGAGCUCUUCUGUUCUUUUGCUUUAACAUUUGUUUGUUAUAAUCUAUUUUCACAAAAAAACCGCUACUACGGAUUUCCACCGUACAGUUUUGUUAUAUUUCGUUGAGUUAGUGUUCUUUUUUCCCCCUUUUGCUUUUAUUCACUGUUUUUUCUAUUUUAAUUUUUGUUUGCUUUUACUCUGCUGGUUCUCGCACAAAAAGAAACAGCAUUAGAGCGCAAUAGCUAGGUGUAAUGGAUGGGUAAGACAAGUGUUUGCAGCAGUAGUGUUGUACCGCAUAAGUAGCCAAUUAUAUACGAACGUUUGUGAAGCGCAAAAUAUGCCUAGAAUUUGUUUUAAGAUUGCUUUUCUUUUAAUUUUUUUUGGGCCUCUGAGACAAAGAGAUAAUGAUGUUCUGAGCAUGUGAGGUACCAUAUGACAGCAAAUAAGUGGUAGCAAAAUUAGACCGAGAUUGGCGACGAUGAUGGGAGAUGGAAGUAUUUUUUUUUUGUUCAACGCGAUGAUUUGUUCUGGCAAGUACAGACACAAGAUCAAGAAUAUUAGAACAGCAAUAGUAAUUAAAAAAAAAACAAAAGUUAAUAGUACCUUUGUUUUACACAUUUUACAAACAGCAAAGGAAAGCAAAACAAUAUAAUAAUAUCGAGCGAAAUUAUGCUAACAUUAGACUGCAAUGGCAAACGUGCGUAAAUGUAACGUUAUUAGUAACGUACUGUGUUAGGUGAAGAAUAGUUUGGCAAGGAAUGGAAAAGAAAAUAAUCGAGCAAACAAAAAAAAAACAGAGAUAGAGAGAGAGAGAGAGAGAGAGAGAGCUAUACCAGAAUUCUUUCCAGCUUUUCUAGGAAGCUUUUCUUGUGAGAAGAGUAACAAGAGCGAAAACAAAACAUACAAAAUAAAUAACAAAUUACAGGUAAUAUUAAUACGCAAUUUUUAGCAUAUAAAACCUAAAAAACCACGAGCAUGUUGCGCCUUACCACGAUGGUUGGAUGGCAGCAAACGAACAAACAGAAACCUCUCAGGAUAAGGGAAAAACAGACAGCAAAAAAAACACUCCUGAUAAAGGAAAGCAGACAAUGAUAUGACAAACCCAACAUGAUAUGAUAGGAAGUGAUAAAAGGCAAUAGGGCGAAACAUUGUACAGAGAGAGAAAGCGUUUUUUUUUGGUUGGGUUUUGCUUAAACCUUAUCAUACGAAUUGUUUUAGUGAGAAAAAUCGCUUUUUUUACUUCAUGUAAAUGAGAGAUUUUUUCGAUUUUUGUUCAGACAUAGUCCUUAUGUCCAAUAAGGGCAAUGGACUCUGGCAAUGGACUCCACCACUUUGGUUACUGGAAAGAUUUUUCAGCUGGAGUCUUGGAUCACUUAUUGAUCCUUCAAGCUAGACCUGUUUAAUCCGGCACUUGUGCCGGGAUAUUAAACAACAGCGAGAAAUUUGAGUUUUUUUUUAAACGAAGUUCACAGCUUCCUCUCAGGGUUGAUGAUCAUCUCCUCUAUAAAACAAUACGUAACCUCCGCACCGGCUAAGGCAAGACACCCAAGAUAUCCUCUAAAAUAGCAUGUUGUCCGAAGAAAGUAACGUUUUAAUGUGCUCAUUAUGUUGUUUGUUUUGUCUAUCCUUUUCGCUUUUUAUUUCCUAACCCCAUCAGACCGAUGUUUUUGGUUUAUCCAAUUAAGAAAACACAGUACCACCUUCACCUACCGGCUCCCUAAAAUAAUAUGUAAGUUCUCGUUGUAUAGUAUGUACUAUAAUAGUUCAUUUUCCUCGCGUUCUGUACCUUGAUGUACUUGGCGGAUUUUAUAUAAUGAUUACGUAUUAAGUUAAGAUUUGUUUGUUUUUUUUUAUGUUCUUCGUUUUCCUUUUUCUAAGCUAAUUCUUGUAAAUUAAAUUAUACCCAUCGAAUUCAUCGGUGGUACACGUUUAUGCUAAUUGAAGCGAUGUAUGUAUUGUAAUUUAGUAGAAGGAAAAAAAAACAAGCGAAAACUAACUAAUUUUAGCAUAUUUCCACUUGUGUUGUGGUUGUACAAAAUUCAAUUUUAAAUUAUUAACCUAGUUUUCGCGACGGCUAGCCUAGUUUUCAAAUUUUCGGGACGUUUUUCUUUCGAAAUAAUGAUCUCCUUCGCGUACAUGCGAACGUAAAAAGAGGGAAUGUGUCCUGCGCUGAAAAUAAAACAGAGAAAAAGUAGAAUGUCCUUUAAUCAUCCCCACCUACUCCUACCCCAGGUUGUCUACGGAAUAACUGCUUGUAUUGGGUUCUGUUUACAUCUAGGUUUUGUAUGACAAAAUGGACAUUCAUAAAGGAAAAUAGAAGAAAAAUAUUACCCUAGCAGCCUCUUAUUUAAUACGAUUGGCAAAUUAUGAAGUAAAAACAGAACUAGAGAAAACAAAACAAACAUGAUACAGCAAAAAGCUCCUUCGCAGUGUAAAGAAGCUGGGGAACAAAAACAAAAGGCAGGGAAGCAAACAAAAAAAGUAGAAUCGGGAGGAACGUAAGUGGUGGAUAAUUAUAUAUGAUGCAUAAUUAUACUGCUGGGGCUGAGAAACGAGAUAAUGGAAGGUAGAAGUAGUGCUAGUGCUAGUAGAAGUGGAAAAAAUAGUACUAAGCUAAUGAAAGAGAAGGUGAAAAAACAACAAACAAACAAACACCGCACUUAACAGCGUGUGUGUGCAUUACAAAAAUAUAAAGUAAACAACACAACAAGAAAAAACCCUUUUAAAUAUGUAAGAAAAUCUUAACUGGAGAAAAGUAAAUAAUAAUAAUGUAAAACUAAAUAAUAAAGCUGACAAAAUAUAAAUAUUAUACAAAAUUA